AAACAUUGGUUUCAAUUCUUUUAAUUUUAAAGAUUUGUCAUUAUUUAUUUAUUUAUUAAAUGUAGAGAAAUAUUGGAAGCUUACUCGGCAGAACUAAGAGAUCUUGCCAUGACAAUUAUGAACCAAAUGGCAAAAGCCUUAGGAAUGGAAGCUGAUUAUUUCAAAGAAUUGUUUGGAGAAGGGAGGCAGGCCAUAAGAAUGAACUACUAUCCUCCAUGUCCACAACCAGAGCUUGCUAUGGGCAUCAAUCCUCAUUCUGACGGUGGCGCCCUUACCAUCCUUCUCAAGCUCAAUGAGGUGGAAGGCGUUCAAAUCAAGAAAAAUGGGAUGUGGAUUCCUGUUAAACCCCUACCAAAUGCUUUUAUAAUCAAUAUUGGAAACAUUUUAAAGAUUGUAACAAAUAGAAUUUACCCUAGUAUUGAGCAUCGAGCAACUGUAAACUCGAUGAAAGAAAGGCUCUCAAUUGCCACAUUUUACAGCCCAAAAAUGGACGGCAAACUGGGCUCGGCGCCAAGCCUUAUUACACCAGAGACUCCGGCGUUGUUUAAGAUAAUAAGUGUUGUAGACUACUUCAAGGGAUUCUUUUCCUGCCAACUACAAGGAAAAUAG
This is a messenger RNA of Pistacia vera, 609 nucleotides long. Its product is annotated as thebaine 6-O-demethylase-like. Bases 109 to 609 code for a protein of 166 amino acids. The transcript has 2 exons. Lineage: Eukaryota; Viridiplantae; Streptophyta; Magnoliopsida; Sapindales; Anacardiaceae. The record is from RefSeq and is a predicted model, not a curated record.